AACUUAAGAGCAUGUGAAUUCGUUUUCGUUAUUUAUUGGAGUAUUGCAUGCGUUUAUUUCAUUAUCUUAGUUAAUACAACAUGGACGGGAAUUCGGGUUCGGAUCCUACCAGGCCGCUUCUCUCCGCCAUACACGACGGUCAGACCACCAAAAUCAUUCGCCGGAAUUCGGUAAACUCUCUCAGAUCAGCUUUCCUGUCCACACUUCCUGAUAAGGUCCGUUCUUGCCUUGAUUCUGAGUCUCCUUUCGAUGUUGAUCUCUCCAACGCCACCGCUUUAAGCCAAGGAGAGAAAGAGUACUAUGAAAAACAAAUUGCUACACUGAAAUCGUUUGAGGAAGUGGAUGCUGUGGUGGAAUCUGACCGCAUUGAUGAGGAUGAUAAAGAAGAGCAGGCACAACAAGAAAGAGCUAUGAAGAUUUCAAAUUAUGCAAAUAUUGUUUUAUUGAUAUUGAAGACAUAUGCGACGGUAAGGAGUGGAUCUAUAGCUAUUGCAGCAUCAACUUUGGAUUCUCUGCUUGAUCUAAUGGCUGGUGGUAUACUUUGGUACACUCACAUAGCAAUGAAGAACAUAAAUAUCUAUCAGUAUCCCAUCGGAAAGCUGAGGGUGCAGCCAGUAGGCAUAAUUGUUUUUGCUGCUGUCAUGGCCACACUUGGUUUUCAGGUGUUAUUCACGGCUGUAAAGCAAUUAAUAGAAAACAGUCCUAGUGAAAAGAUGACAUCUGAACAACUAAUAUGGUUGUACUCUAUCAUGAUAUUUGCAACUGUGGUGAAGCUUAUACUCUGGCUUUACUGCAGAAGCUCGAGAAACAAGAUUGUCCGUGCCUAUGCAGAUGAUCACCACUUUGAUGUGGUAACAAAUGUAGUUGGAUUAGUUGCGGCUAUUCUUGGUGAUAAAUUUUACUGGUGGAUUGAUCCGAUAGGAGCUAUUUUGCUUGCAAUUUACACCAUCUCAAAUUGGUCUCGCACUGUCAUGGAGAAUGCCGUUUCAUUGGUGGGACAAUCUGCACCUCCUGAAGUUUUGCAGAAGCUAACAUAUCUCGUUAUAAGGCACCCCGGAAUUCAACGUAUUGACACUGUCCGCGCAUAUACAUUUGGUGUUUUAUAUUUUGUGGAGGUAGACAUUGAACUGCCAGAGGAAUUACCAUUAAAAGAAGCACAUGCCAUUGGGGAGACUUUACAAAUAAAGCUUGAGAAACUUUUGGAAGUUGAGAGGGCAUUCGUUCAUCUAGACUUUGAGUGCGAUCACAAACCAGAGCACUCAGUUCUCAGUAAACUACCCAACAAUACGUAAGCACGCUUUACCGGUCUGUGCGCAAGAAACACAUACUUUUGUAAUUGAGUCUUCGCCAAUGAUUUCUUCGUGAAGAGCAAAACUGUAAAAGAGAAUGAUCCAGAUGAUUGCUUAUAUGGAAGCUGACAAUGCAACCGAACUUCGAGUUACUUUUCAUACACUUCAAGUUACUUUUCAACAAAUACAUUCUGUAAGACGAGCAAGUUACAAAGUUUUCAACGUUUCAUUCGUUCUAUAGUUCAUUUUGGAAUCACACAUGAUGUAUUUUUAAGGUUACUUGUCGUGUUGUAUCCUUAAUAAUAUAUAAAUGCCUCAGUUUUUCGGAUA
Molecule: messenger RNA, 1619 nt
Organism: Medicago truncatula (barrel medic)
Lineage: Eukaryota; Viridiplantae; Streptophyta; Magnoliopsida; Fabales; Fabaceae
Product: metal tolerance protein 4
Exons: 7
Coding region: 81-1292 (403 amino acids)
Biological process (GO): monoatomic cation transport; transmembrane transport
Cellular component (GO): membrane
Molecular function (GO): manganese ion transmembrane transporter activity
Source: RefSeq, a predicted model, not a curated record